AUUCCACUGCAGAGUCCUUUAGAAAAAAAUAAAAUAGAAAGAAAAAAAGGGUACUUACUGGGGUAUGGUAUGAGCAGGGUAGGCGUGGAAUGACUUUGCGGCCAGAGGAAAUCAUCGGUGGCAGCCGCAAUUGAGGCAAAUUUUUGAGAAAGCGAGAAAAGUGCCCCAUCUACUUUGGUGGUGGGAUAAGGUUUCCGUGGAGACGACAUUCUAUUGUUUAAUUUAUUAUUAUUAUUAUUUCUAUAAGAGGCUAAUCAAGCUUGCACGCUCGCCUCAACUCAACCCUCUGCCUCAUUUCUCUGCGUUGAAUCUUUCAAGUCCAAAUCCAUUAGGCCCUAUAUGUUCUAUGUGCAAGACAAAGAUGGCAAUCGACGCGGCCAGCCCCACCCGAACCUCUCGCACCGAACAACGCGCCAACCAAAGCCCAAGAACAUCCUCCUCCAGGCCCACUCCGGGGCCCAUCGCUUCUUUCUCAGAGAAACCAUCCACCUCAAGCAGCACCACCACCACCGCGCCCUACACCGGCUCCACCGGCUACAGGCUAUCCUCCGACACCUCCAUCUCCAGCCGCACCUCCCUCACCUCCCUCCGCGACACGCUCCCUGAGAACCCUCACAUCUACCAAUUCUCCGAAAUCUGCGCCGCCACCAACAACUUCCUCGCCAAGCGCCACUCCUCCUCCACGCCCUGCUGGCGCUGCACGCUUCGCGGCGCCGACGUCAUUGUCUUCCAGCGCAAGUUCCGCCGCAUGCUCCAAACCUCUCAGCUCCAGAACCUCCUCGCCAUCGUCUGCCGCAGCCACCACGUCAGCAUCAUCAAACUCCUCGGCGCCACGGUCUCCGGCGACCACAUCUACCUCGUCUACGACUUCGUCCACGGAGCCAGCCUCUCCGACUGCCUCCGCAGCAAGAACAACGCGCACUUCACCGUCCUCUCCACGUGGAUGUCCAGAAUGCAGGUCGCCGCGGAUCUCGCUCACGGCCUCGAUUACAUUCACAACAAAACCGGUCUGAACAUCAACUUCGUUCACAGCCACAUCAAGACCAGCGGAAUCAUCGUCACUGAGCCUUCCUUCAACGCUAGGGUUUGCCACUUCGGCACCGCGCAGCUCUGCGGCGAAAUCGACCUCCAGACCGACAAAUUAAGCGAAAUCCGCGAGGAAACGCCUUCUCCGGCGAGAUCCAAGCAAUUCGAGGGCGUGCGAGGGUACAUGGCGCCGGAAUUUCAAGUCUCCGGCGUCGCCACUCAGAAAUCCGACGUGUACGCUUUCGGAGUGGUGAUAUUGGAGCUUUUGUCCGGGGAGGAGCCGUUGAAGUUCAGGUUCGACGAGAAGACGCGCGGUUUCGUGAAAACGUCGGUGAUCGAGGCGGCAAUGGCCGCCGUAGAUGGCGGCGAAGGGAGGCUGAGGAAUUGGGUGGAUCGGAGAUUGAACGAUUCUUUUCCGGUGGAUGUUGUGGAGAAGUUGACACGUGUCGCGCUGGAGUGCGUACACGUGGAUCCAGAUAAGAGGCCCAACAUGGGACGCGUCGCUGGCAAGAUCUCAAAGUUUUAUUUGACCUCUAGGAAGUGGUUCGAUAGCAUCAAAAUGCCUGAUAUCACCGUUUCGUUGGGUCCUCGAUAAUGAGUUCUUAAUGUUGGCGGCUUUGUUUUUUAAUUGGUUCAAUUCAAGAACUGUAUAGAGGAAAUUAACAUUGUUUUUGGUUUAGGGUUUCUCAUACCCUAGUGAUUGAUUGGUUCGUGGUUCGAUUGUGACACGAGUUGUGGAAUAUGAAUAUUUUAUAGACAGUGUUACUUUCCGAAAGAUGACCAAAAUUUUAUAAUUCCAAUUUGUAGAUACUCUUUAGCUUAUGUUAAAACAUGCGCUUUAUUUAUUCCACCAGAGUUGGUUUCAAUUUCGAAGGUCGAAUAACUAAUGUUGGAUAUGGU
Messenger RNA from Cajanus cajan (pigeon pea), 1926 nucleotides. RefSeq names its product Protein kinase superfamily protein. The record is from RefSeq and is a predicted model, not a curated record. Lineage: Eukaryota; Viridiplantae; Streptophyta; Magnoliopsida; Fabales; Fabaceae. Gene Ontology annotation, biological process: protein phosphorylation. Gene Ontology annotation, molecular function: ATP binding; protein kinase activity.